Centropristis striata (black sea bass) is the source of this 698-nucleotide messenger RNA. RefSeq names its product zinc finger, HIT-type containing 3 (gene znhit3). Gene Ontology annotation, biological process: maturation of LSU-rRNA from tricistronic rRNA transcript (SSU-rRNA, 5.8S rRNA, LSU-rRNA); snoRNA localization; box C/D snoRNP assembly. Gene Ontology annotation, cellular component: pre-snoRNP complex; nucleus. The coding region runs from base 103 to 528 and encodes 141 amino acids. Gene Ontology annotation, molecular function: protein binding. NCBI's taxonomy places the organism in Eukaryota, Metazoa, Chordata, Actinopteri, Perciformes, Serranidae. The record is from RefSeq and is a predicted model, not a curated record. The transcript is spliced from 5 exons.
CGGAAGCGAUAGCAAUCAUUUCCUGGCGUUCACACAUGUUUGAGAUGAUCGUAUAACGUUAUUGACAAAGUUUGGCCUUUUAUUUGUUCUCUACUCGCCAGGAUGCAGUUGUGCAGUGUGUGCAGCGAACAUAUACCGAAAUACAAAUGUCCAGCCUGCAAAAUAAGAUAUUGUUCACUUGGCUGUUACAAGAGGCAUAAAGUAGACGCUUGUCUUCCUGUUGAGCAGUCUACACCUCCUGAUCCUGAAGCUAAAGUUUCUUUCAACACUGAGGCGUGGACUGUUGAGGAUCUUCUGCAUGAAGAUGACAUCAUUGACAAAGUGCCCCUGCAGAGGCUGCAGCUGUUAGGUCAGUCAAAAGAGCUGAGAGAUCUUCUUUGCAACCCCCACCUGCGACAGUUACUGCGCUCCGUUGACAGCGCAGCAAGCAAAGAUGAUGCGAUGAAGGCUGCCAUGCAGGAACCUCUGUUUGUUGAAUUUGCAGAUCAGUGUUUGAAAACUGUUGAAAAUGAAGCUGAUGGUUUGUAAAAUUGUUCUGUGGAUCAGAUAACUUUUGAUUAUAUUUUUGUAAAAAAAAGCCUCAGAAUAAGCAUGUUGUGUAGUUACUGUAUUUUUUCCUGAUCCAAUCAUCUUGUGCCUCCUCAUGCUACAGUAUGUAUAGAAUGUUUAAAUAAAAUUCUGAAAUGUUUUUAAAACGA